Hydractinia symbiolongicarpus is the source of this 648-nucleotide messenger RNA. RefSeq lists its product as uncharacterized. NCBI's taxonomy places the organism in Eukaryota, Metazoa, Cnidaria, Hydrozoa, Anthoathecata, Hydractiniidae. The record is from RefSeq and is a predicted model, not a curated record. Bases 1 to 648 code for a protein of 215 amino acids. The transcript has a single exon.
AUGAAAAAAAUAAACAACAACAUUCUGAAUAAGGACACCUCAAUAAAUGAAACACUAAAAAAACAGGACAGCAAAAAUCGUGAAUUCGAAAAUAGAAUUGCAGCUCUUAAAGACGAGGCAAAUGACCUGGAACAAUAUGGACGAAGAAUGAUGGUUACAAUCAAGGGCAUCCCAAGAAUAAAUGACGAGGACACAAAUGCAAUAGUUGUUGAGAUAAGCAAACACAUAAUGGAAAUUCCCUUGUCGAUUGGGGAUAUUGACAUAUCCCAUCGGACAUCAAAGGAUAAAGAUGCCAGUAUCAUUGUCAAGUUUGACAGCCGGAAAAAGAGAGAUAGUUUCUACAAUUGUCGCCAUGAACUGUUCUCAAAAAAAAUCACAACAGCAGAUCUGGGAUAUAAUGACACAAAAGCAAAUAUAUAUAUUAACGAAAGUUUGACAGCUAAAAACGGAGAUCUCUACAGUCAUGCGAGAAAGAAGCUCAAAAAUACCAAGUUAUAUAAAUACGUAUCGACAAAACAUGCAUCAGUAAAAGCUAAAAAAGAUGACAGUUUGAACUCAAAAACAGUGACAUUGCUAACUAAAGAGGAAAUAAACAAGCUAUAUUAUGACUCGUACCAGAACCAACAAAAUGAUCAAAUCAAUGAAUGA